GAAACCCAUUGGUUCAUUGUGUAAUUCGUGGUCAAAAGACACUACAACUCCCAUGGCAACUUUGUGAAUCAUAUGUUUCGUGGUAUUCGGUUGGACCGAAUUUGAGAGAUCGCUAUCGGAACCGUCUGGUUGCAGCCAGUAGGCUAUAUGUAGACAGCAGUGGGUUUAAUCCAUCCAGAGUCAUGCAUAGAUAGGAAGUGACGAUUCUCCGCCUGUCAUCCCGGUUGUGACAAAGCAAUGGAACAAGACGAGCUCGAGACCCGAUUUGAUGCCGCAGUGCGAGUGAUACGGAGUUUACCCGAAGAUGGUCCAUAUCAGCCGGCGGAUGGCAUGAUGCUCAUGUUUUAUAGUUACUACAAGCAGGCUGCGCUGGGGCCAUGUAAUAUUCCAAGACCCACAGGAUACUGGGACACUGCAGGCAAAGCCAAGUGGGACGCAUGGAACUCACUGGGGAACAUGUCAAAGGAGGAAGCCAUGCAAGCGUACGUCAAUGACAUUCAGCUGAUUCUGGAGACUCUUCCAGUCACAGAGGAGGUGUCUGAUCUGCUGGAGGCUCUCGGGGGGUAUUUCUUCGAAGAAGUGGAGGGAGGAGUGGAGGAAGAGAAGGAUGAGGACAAGAGGGCCUACAGCAGGCCUUUCGCAGCAGCUGCAGUGGAAAUGCAGAUGCAAAAGGGGUAUAUCCACAAACCAAAGAUGGAAGGCUUUGGGAGUCUGGAAAUCUGGAAGGAUAUUCAAACCAAAGUCCCAGAAAGCAAAAUAAAUGGCAUGACUAUGACUGACAAGGAGGAAAGCAAAAGCACUGAUAAGGAGGAAGAGGAGGAGGAGGAGAAAGUGGACAGUGAUGAGGAGGAGGAAGAGGAGAAAGUGGACAGUGAUGAGGAGGAGGAAGAGGAGAAGGAGGAGGAGAAAGUGGACAGUGAUGAGGAGGAGGAAGAGGAGAAAGUGGACAGUGAUGAGGAGGAGGAAGAGGAGAAGGAGGAGGAGAAAGUGGACAGUGAUGAGGAGGAAGAUGCAGAUGAUGAAGCGGAGGAGGAGAGAGAGAGGAAGUCCCCAGGCCCUGACAUGAAUCUGCUCAGGGUGAAGGACCGCAGGUGGAGGUCAGAGGUCAGCUCGUCCAACGGCAGUGUGGAGCCCAGCGUCUCCUCCAUGACCAAUGGGACACAGAGCUCCCUCAACAGUGAGGUGGAGGAAGAGGAACUGGCCUACUCCAAAGAUCCCCUACCGGAGAACCGCUACAGGCAUCUGAACAGACACCUCAGUGAGCGUCUUCGAGUCAACGACUCGGACAAUGAGGAAUUCUGUGAUUCAAUGGAACAUUUAGCCAUGGAGGAGGAAUCGGGAAUACCCAGGGUACACUCCUCCGGGACAAGGGCAAGUCAAGCUAAGAGGAGGAGUCUUCAGGGAGAGACCCUGGAUGAGGACCUGAGUCUCCAGGAAGACUCCCCUCACAGGGAGGGGCUUCAUACAGAACGACGUGACAGUUGCUGGUCAAUGAGUGGAAUAGGUUCCAGGUCAUCGGGGCUAGGUUGCGGGUCACAGAUUUUUACCAGUGGAAAUGCUGCAGAGGGCUGGGUUAUGCAGAUCAGGACUGAGGCUGUUGCCAGUGGUAACCUUAACGAGCACAUCGCCAUGGCGCUGACCAGGCUGCAGGGGGACAUGGCUAACGUGCUUCAGAGGCUUAACACUCUGGAGGCCCUGACCACAUUACAGACUAGAUCACUUUCUCAGGCUAGACAAGAUGACUCCUUAUCCCUGGCAAGAAAGAGUCCUUCGUGGUGGCCUUUGCACCUGUCUCCUACCACAGUGGUGUUUGCUACAGUCUGGCCUUUGAUUUCUCAUUGGCUGGUUCAUAUUUACCUGCAACGAAAGAGGAAGUGA
Molecule: messenger RNA, 1878 nt
Organism: Oncorhynchus nerka (sockeye salmon)
Lineage: Eukaryota; Metazoa; Chordata; Actinopteri; Salmoniformes; Salmonidae
Product: acyl-CoA-binding domain-containing protein 5A-like
Exons: 13
Coding region: 238-1878 (546 amino acids)
Biological process (GO): pexophagy; fatty acid metabolic process
Cellular component (GO): cytoplasm
Molecular function (GO): fatty-acyl-CoA binding
Source: RefSeq, a predicted model, not a curated record